UUGUUGUGCAGUUCCAUUUCCAUUACAGCAUUCAGUGAAAGUGGAAGAAGAGCAGAACGGAGCGCAUUCCAUAAAAAUAAGCAUAACAGUAACAAUUAGGUUCCCUCCAUUUACACUUUACACACACACACUCACCCACUGAGAAGUAAACAAAUUGAUAUUGUAUAGCUCUUUUCUCUGUUUGCGUGCUAAUAAUAGCGCUCGUGGCCAAAAUCAAUGGGGCCACUCUGAACGCCAGCAAUUAUCAGUACCAAGUGGAGGAGGAAGGAACGCCAGUCGAUCCCCAGAUCGUGCAAAUAUUGCUCAGAGAUUCGGAUAUGGUGAAGGUAUGGGGCACAAAUCUGACCGCCAUCACUUGGGCCCAUGCGGUCAACAGUCAACAGCUGCUGGACGAGGUUCUAACAGAAACAGGUAACAUUGACUUCAUCGAGGCGGACAUCGUUCUGGGCAAACUGAAUGGCGAGGGCGAGGAUAUGCCCGUAAUGGCCCAUCCGCCGGCCGUAAUUUCCGAUCUCACCCUGGCGGAUUUCUUAUAUCAGAUCAUGGAGUUCAACCGAGGUCACCAGGGUCAGGAAAAGGGCGUCAAGCUUGACUUUAAGUCGAUAGAAGUAUUCGAGGGCUCCCUGGAUAUUCUGGACGAAAAUAUUCCAAACAUGACCUACCCCAUUUGGAUAAACGCCGACAUCCUGAGUGGUCCAGUGGAGCAGAACAAAACGGUGCCCGUGGAUGCGGAUCGCUUCUUUGCCGGCUGCAUGCGCUACAAACAGGCGGCGCUCUCUAUCGGCUGGACAACCAAUUGGGGCGCCGACUUCCGGGAGGGCGAGUACACGCAGGACCAGUGUGAGGCCAUGUUGGAAACGCUGACCGCCAACAAUGUCCUGUCCACCGGCCAAGCGAUCACAUUUCCCGUGCGAGCCGGAAUAGCUGCCAACAGCGAGGAGCAACUGCAUCGACUGGUGGCCGCCGUCAACGAAACGAACGAGAGCACCCUGACCAUCUGGUCGUCCGACGGCGACUACGUGGAUGUGGCCAAGCUGCGCAAACUGAUCUUUGGCUUCGGGGUGGAGCGAGUCUAUCUGGACGUUCCAGAGGAGCUGGCCUCGCAACUGGAUCUGGGAAAUACCGGCAGUGGAGCCGGAACCUUCAAGUCCCUGUUUGGUUUCAGUUUCGUAAGCCUUUGCUUCUGGGCAUUUUCCAGCUGGCUGCAGCGGAUACAAUAGUUUUUACUAGGUGAUUAAAGUAGGUACGAUUGUCAAUGGAAAGUAACAAUAAACAGUUUUUAGAAAUGGGUUUUACUUUAA
Molecule: messenger RNA, 1301 nt
Organism: Drosophila ficusphila
Lineage: Eukaryota; Metazoa; Arthropoda; Insecta; Diptera; Drosophilidae
Product: protein FAM151B
Exons: 4
Coding region: 318-1220 (300 amino acids)
Source: RefSeq, a predicted model, not a curated record